CACACACACAGCAACACAGGGGAAAACAAGAUACACAGAGGAAGAGAGACACAUGCAAAAUAACCAGAGGCACGGCAGUAGCUGGGACAACUUUGGAUUUGGGAAUCACGCACACUGGUCUGCAUUCAGAGGUGGAUGUGCCAAGAGGAAGGACAACCGUGCUCAGGUGUGGCACAAUUUUAUAGGUUCAGACAUGUGUCCUACAAACCUGCUACUACUACUACUACUACUACUGCUAUCUGUUUUCCAUGUGGUUCUACUACUGCCAAAUUCAUCUGAAAAAAUCCACCUCAAUGGAACCAGAGGAGCUCCGGGGUUGUGGCAAUGCACUUACACCUCCAGCGAGACGUUUAAUCCUAAGCAAAGUAGCAUAUACUGGCAGGGCAAAAAUUAUCCAUACAUUGUUGUACACGUUUACAGACAUGGGAAAGAAAAUUUUGAACACCAAAACCAGCCAUAUAUUAAUAGGACAAAAAUCUUCACUGAUCAGUUACCUUCUGGAAACUUAUCACUCGUCAUUGAGCCGCUGAUGCUGGAAGAUGACCAGACCUCCCUUGAAGUUGUUGUGUCGGGAAAAGUAGGAAGCUCAGAUAAGGUCUGCCAGACAACUCUGUAUGUAGAAGCUCCUUUCCAGAAACCAAACAUUGAGAUGAACCAAACAGAGAUGACAGCAACCUGCAGCACAAAUGGAGGAUACCCUGAACCUGAACUCAAAUGGAGCGGGGAUGGAGGGACUAAACUGGAACCACAAAAAACCACAAUGACUCGUGAAGCAGACCUCACCUACAACAUCAGCAGCAGAGUCAACGUCACUGGGUUACAGAAAGUGACCUGCACAGUUUACAACCCAACUUCAAACCAGACUCUGACUGCAACUAAAGAUGUGUCUCCAGGUGGGAACCCGCAGUGGAUAUGUUGGCUUAUUGUGAUCCUCCUCAUCUGCAUCCUCAUCUUCAUCGGCCUCUGCACCCUCAUCAUAUGGGUCUAUAAUAGAAGGUGUGUCCAGAAUCUACAAGUCCCACCCGAUGCAAAUGAAGACCCAGCUGAAGACCCAGUUCUUGAUGUUCCUCAACCUGAGGAAAAUAGUCCACGAAGGAGGAGGAAUGCAUCUGCAUCAGGAGGAGACGCAGCUGAAGAAGAUGCCUCCGAUGCUCAUUCCAACACGUCAGGAGGAAGCAGAUCUGAGGAAAGGGUUUCACUAGGACCCGAUAAAGCUGUGUUUCACCGUUCCACAGGGAGGAAGCAUGGUGCUGCAGACAGCUCGUCUGAUGAGGACACUGCUGGUGCUAAUGCAGAGCAGGGAGCAGCAAAACCGUUAUUGAGCAAAAAUGUUAAUGAAACAAGCAGCUCAUAAAGUGAAAAAGGGAAAAUAGAGUAAGCAGCAGUGGCUGGUAGAAAAUCUUCCAUAAAAAAUGAGUCAAGUUAAAGUGAAAAGUACCAUUUGAGAAACCUAAAAGUUAAAAAUUACCUUGUUAAUAAUUAAUUAACAAGUACAAGUUACUUUCCAUUUUAAUAUUUUUAUAAUGGGAUUACUAAGAAAAGUAACGUUAAUAUUGUCAUUUAUUAUUAUUGUUUUUCGGGUACAUGUACAUGUGGUCUUUUUUAAGAUUUGGAUACAUAAAGUUUGCAGAUGUUGCCAGCGAUUGUCACUGGAAGCUGCCCUCUGUUCUGGGUUUUGUGUCCAUUGUGGUCAAAAGACAAGUGGUGCGUUUAUUUCUUCCAGGCAGAAGCAACUUGGCAUCUGCCGUAGGGGUGCUCCUUGCACGCUUUGUAGUUGUAACAAAGGUAUAAAUGGCAAGUGCAGCUUAUUGAAAAGUAGACUAAGUGGUACUAUUUAUAUUUAAUUUAAUACGUAAUAUGUAUAAUUAUUUAUAUACAUAUUUAAAAAGUAGCAUUUAAAUACCAUAAAAACUUACGUUUUUUACUUGUGUGUUACUUAUAAUCCAUUUCUACCCACUGGGUGCCAAAGCUAUGAUCAGAACUGGUGCAGGAGGCAGAAACAGGAGCUAAAGAACGACCGCAGAUGAACAACAUCAUCCUGAGGACUAUUCAGACAGCAGUUUUAGCUUGUGUUCAAACAGACUGUGGUACAUUUGCCUGUUUAGUUUGGUUUGUUGGGACUGGUGGGAGAAAUCUCUGGUGCUGAUAAACAACCGGAUAGAGACCAUCUGAAAAUGUGGGUCUCUGUCCUCAUUUCAUUUGUGGUCUGAAAACAAACAACCAACUGUUUAAUAUCAUCUCCUGACUGUGAACUGUUCAGAAAGUGAUCUCAAAGGAUCUGUAACAGCAAUUUAUAUCUUUAUGUAAACCCUUUGGUAACCCUUGUAACAAUGUUUGUCAGUGUGAAUACAGCUGUUUCCUGUG
Molecule: messenger RNA, 2364 nt
Organism: Dicentrarchus labrax (European seabass)
Lineage: Eukaryota; Metazoa; Chordata; Actinopteri; Moronidae
Product: CD276 antigen homolog
Exons: 8
Coding region: 53-1354 (433 amino acids)
Biological process (GO): positive regulation of T cell proliferation; cellular response to lipopolysaccharide; cell surface receptor signaling pathway
Cellular component (GO): external side of plasma membrane
Source: RefSeq, a predicted model, not a curated record